AUGAGGCUUGGUGGUGCUGUCAGCCGGCCCAGUAGCUGCUGCUAGAAUCCAAAGGGGAGGGAGAAACUAGUGGUGUGCUUGUUACCUGUGUGAUAAAGGAAGAAGAGAUCAGCCUCACCUUGUACAUCUUAGAUUUGCUUUUAUUUGUUACCAGCGACUGUUCAUGUAAUGCACUCCCUUAACCAGGAAAUUAGAACAUUCUCCCGGACUAAUCUCAGGAAGCAAUGCACCAGGGUGACAACAUUAACUGGGAAAAAAAUUAUAGAAACGUGGAAAGAUGCCAGAAUUCACGUUGUGGAAGAAGUUGAGCCUGGCAGUGGGGGUGGCUGUGGUUAUGUGCAGGACCUGAGCCUGGACCUGCAAGUUGGUGUAAUUAAGCCAUGGUUGCUGCUGGGAUCACAAGACGCUGCUCAUGAUUUAGACACAUUGAAAAAACACAAGGUUACUCAUAUUCUCAAUGUUGCCUGUGGAGUUGAAAAUGCUUUCCUCAAUGACUUUACAUAUAAGAACAUUUCUAUCCUGGAUCUACCUGAAACCAAUAUCAUAUCUUAUUUUCCAGAAUGCUUUGAAUUCAUUGAAGAAGCCAAAUUGAAGGAUGGAGUGGUUCUUGUUCAUUGUAAUGCAGGCAUCUCCAGGGCCGCUGCAAUUAUAAUUGGCUUCCUGAUGAGUACCGAAGAAAUCACAUUUACCAGUGCCUUUUCUUUGGUGAAAAAUGCAAGACCUGCUAUAUGCCCAAAUUCUGGCUUCAUGGAACAACUUCGAGCAUAUCAACAGUAAAAAAAAAUAUGGGAAUAAGUAAUUGGGCAUAAUAAAAUUCGUGAAACAGAUGAAGCCAACAGUUUGUGAGAUGGCAUUUUAACAGAUGAUGUGAAACUAUAACUUCUCAAUUGACCUUUUAAAACCAAGUUUUUAGCAUAGAAUAGCUGAAGCCAAAUCCUUUCCUUUUGCUAUCCUCAAAGUGGAAACUGAGGUGGCCUAAUUAUCUUGAGCUUCAGCCUAAAUUAAUUUAAAAAAAAAUAAUAUUGCUUAUUCUUCAGCAUUUAAAAUGCGUGAUGGAAUGCUUUUUUUGAAUUGCAUAGACCAGAUAACAUUGGUAUCACUGAUUAUGUUAACUUCUUUGGAGGAAAAAAGUAAAAGCAGAUUUGAAGUCUGUAUUUGAACAUUGAAAGAAGGAUGAAUUGAUUGUUGAAUACUUUUGGUGUUUUUCCUAUUCCAGUAACUGUUCUGAUGAAGAAAAAUGCUGAAAUACUGUUUGACUUGUGCAUGUAUUAGAAAAAUAGUUAUCACCUUAGAAAGAUUUCUUUGUCUGCAUUUCUUUUCCAAUAAAAAUAAAUAGCUCAAACUCCCUGAAGGGCAAAUUUACAACCAAAAGGUUUAUUCAGAAGGUAUACAAUUGUAAUAUACAGAGCAUUUGAAUAUCCUCUCACCAGAGUUCAUUGCCUUUUAAUUGUUUAGGGUUUUUUGUUGUUGUUGUUGUUAUUGUUGUUUUGUCCUUUACCUGUUUGGUAGCUUUUGCCCCCAACUCCAUUUGCUCCCCAUCCCUACCCCAUAUACACAGUAAUAUGUUACAAUAUAUUCUGAUUUAUAUAUUUUACUGUCAGGCAUCUCUUCUCUUUCUAGGUUCCUUUUAUACUUUUAUUGGGUCCUAUUUUAUGAAGUUUUUGGAAGCCUUAGAUUUCUGAAAAAUAUUCUUUAUACUAAAAAGCCUAUUUGUCAUGAGUAAACUUAAAGCUCACAUAGACAAUAAAACAAAAAUGGCUAUAAUCAAUUUCACUUGAUAUUGUUCACUUCUGUUGUAUACAAUUCUUUAAGAAAAGCAAAAAAAUUAAAAUUAAUAAAUAAUUUGGACCUGGUUCUCAUGGACACGUUUUCAAUCUCACCUCUGACUAUAGACCUUGAAUAAAUUAUUUCAUUGCCUUUGCUUUUGUUUCUCUAUUUGGGAAAGAAUGAUUUCUCAAUAUUACAAAACCACCUGGAGAUUUUCUCUCCCAGCUCUUUGAAACUUUUUUUUAAAAAAACAAAAGCAUUAUUUCUAUUAAUAUGUUAUUGCUAAUGAUAUGAAAUAUACAUCCCUAAUCCUGUUUGUGAAAUUUAUAUUACAAGUUUUUCAUUAGGGGCAGCAGGUUGUGCAGUGGAUAGAGCACCGGCCCUGAAGUCAGGAGGACCUGAGUUCAAAUCCGGCCUCAGACCAAACACUUG
Molecule: messenger RNA, 2199 nt
Organism: Phascolarctos cinereus (koala)
Lineage: Eukaryota; Metazoa; Chordata; Mammalia; Diprotodontia; Phascolarctidae
Gene: DUSP19
Product: dual specificity phosphatase 19
Biological process (GO): regulation of MAP kinase activity; protein dephosphorylation
Cellular component (GO): cytoplasm
Molecular function (GO): JUN kinase phosphatase activity
Source: RefSeq, a predicted model, not a curated record